Molecule: messenger RNA, 1218 nt
Organism: Mya arenaria
Lineage: Eukaryota; Metazoa; Mollusca; Bivalvia; Myida; Myidae
Exons: 6
Coding region: 628-1218 (196 amino acids)
Source: RefSeq, a predicted model, not a curated record
UAUGUGGAUAUGACAUCAUGUUUGCAUAAAGAAAACUGAGCCAGAGUUUGUAUAUAUGUUUCUGCUGUAUAUUCAAAAAAGACAAACUUUUCAAUUCAUGCAAGUGAGAUUAAUUACCAUAAUAUGUUGUUAUCAUUUAAAUGUGUGUAAAUUGUAAACUUCAGGUAGAUGCACCCAGUGCAAAGAUGAGCCAGGGACAGAUUCCAGUCUGCAAAUUUGCAUGUCAGUACAGAGCUGUGUCCUAUAUGCCAUGAUGAGUUCCCUGUCAGCACCAUAGAAGAGCAUGCUGCAAGUUGUUGUGAGAACCAGCUGUCUAAUCCCACCCUUGCUAGGACUCUUGAUGCAGAAUUAGAUGCCAUAGCAGCAAAGGUUGGAGACAGUAAUGAAAACUGGCUAAUCAAUGUUGUGAGGAGAAAUUUCUUUAAAACAACAUUUGAAGAACUAUCGGAUGCUUUGACAAUUGACUGGGAAAAACCUAUAAAAAUUCACUUCAUAGGAGAAGAAGGCUUAGAUGCAGGUGGCUUAACCAGGGAGUUUUUCAGCUUGUUGUUUAGGAACAAUGACCUUUUUGAAAAUGGAUCAUUCAGAUUAGAUUCAGGCCUGCUUGAAAAGAAGACCUAUGAAACAAUGGGAAGAGCUACUGCACGUGCCAUCCUCGCAGGACACCCAGGCCCAAAAUGUUUUAAUCCAUUGCUGGCCAGGUUCAUUUGUACUGGUGAAGAACCAGAUCUAGCAGAUAUACCAGAUGAAUAUGUUGGAAGGCCUGAUGUGUUAGCAGCCAUACAAGAGAUCUCAACAGACAGUACGGGAUCUGGAGACCUUGUUCAAAGACAUGGUGAUCUGCUGGAGCAGGCGGGCUUUAGAAAAGUUUUGUCAUCAUCAACUACCAGUGAAGCUGUACAUGCUCUGAAACAGCACUUCACCUUUUAUCAUGUGAUUGGACCACUUCUUCAAUUCAGACAAGGUUUGAAACUUCUUGGUGUUCAAACUGCCAUCCAGGGACAUGCUGAGGAGAGUAUAAAGUUCUUUACCACAUCUCCAGUUAGUGCGUCGGAUGUACAAAGUUUCUUCAAACUGACUUACACACCAGAUAGCGAAUUGAAGCCAAGGGAAGAAAUGAUCAUGUAUAACUUUGGGAAAUUCUUAAAGAAAGCGGAACGCGGAACACUGUCCACACCAUGGAUUGAUAUUUACGAUGGAGUUGAGACACAGCGGUGA